Molecule: messenger RNA, 510 nt
Organism: Scheffersomyces stipitis CBS 6054
Lineage: Eukaryota; Fungi; Ascomycota; Pichiomycetes; Serinales; Debaryomycetaceae
Gene: JJJ3
Exons: 2
Coding region: 1-510 (169 amino acids)
Source: RefSeq, a predicted model, not a curated record
AUGACGUACAUAGAUAGCAAAGAAAUACUGAAGUCAUACUACGAAGUUCUCUUAGUGGAUUCUCAAGCUCUGGAAGCUGAAAUUAAAGCUUCAUAUAAGAAGCUACUUCUUUCUACACACCCUGAUAAGACUGGCGAAUAUACUUCAAAUAACCUGAUAACACUUAUGAAAGAGGCAUACAAGACGCUUGUAGAUCCAGUGUUGAAGGCUGAGUACGACGAGAGUUUGACCAGGACCAUACAGAAACAAGGGUUUAAUUUAAAUGGAGAUGGGCUUGAUACUUAUGGCUUGAAUGAAUUUGAUAUAGAAGAAGACGAUGAAGAGGCCGUUGUCAGUUGUCCUAGAUGUCAGAUUGCUAAAGGCAUGGUCUUAUCAGAAGAAAAUCUCGCUGAAAAUGGUACUAGUGACGGCAAUGGAGGAUAUGAUAUAAUUGUACAAUGUUCCAGUUGUAGUCUUUGGAUCAAAGUCAAGUACUACGAAGAAAUUGAAACAGACCUGGAAGAUGAAUAA